Lotus japonicus is the source of this 1138-nucleotide messenger RNA. RefSeq lists its product as uncharacterized. NCBI's taxonomy places the organism in Eukaryota, Viridiplantae, Streptophyta, Magnoliopsida, Fabales, Fabaceae. The coding region runs from base 175 to 963 and encodes 262 amino acids. The record is from RefSeq and is a predicted model, not a curated record. The transcript is spliced from 8 exons.
AUUGAUUUUCGCAUACGCCACCGCCACUAUCUGAGCUUCUAUUUGUUUGUUAACCCCUCACUGCGAUCUUCAUUCAGUCUUUCACUUCUUCCGCCAUUUUCCGAAACCCGAACUUGGCCUUCACAUUCUCUCUCCGCCGCGGUCUCAGUAAAUUCUCUCUCUAACAAAUUAGUAAUGGAUGCAGAAGAAAAGUUAUCUUGUUACAAAGUUGGGUCAUUGCCAACUGUAUUUUAUGUUCCUGACUUCAUCACUGAUUCUGAAGAAACCUUUCUUCUCCACAAUAUUUAUGGAGUCAAUGCAUCAAAGUGGAAGCCAAUGAAAAAUAGAAGGCUGCAGAAUUGGGGUGGUGUCGUCCAUGAGAAGGGCCUUCUACCUCAACCUUUGCCUCCAUGGUUAACAAAUUUGACAAAAAGAAUGUAUGAAGAAUUAGGGCUAUUCCCAUCACCUCUCAAUCAUGUUCUUAUAAAUGAAUACCUACCUAACCAAGGCAUAAUGCCACACCAGGAUGGGCCUGCUUAUUUUCCAGUUGUUGCUAUUCUUUCACUUGGAUCUCCUGCUGUGAUGGACUUCACUCCCCAUGCUAGACUGAAACUGGAUUCCCAAGAUAAUACCGACAAAGAUUCAGAAGGAGGAACAUUAGAGAUAGGGGAAGAAAAGUGGCUUGAUGAUCACCACCCAUUCUCUGUUUUAUUGAUGCCUCGCAGUUUACUGAUAUUCAAAGAUCAGGCAUACUCAGAUUAUUUGCAUGGUAUACAAGAUUCUGCAGUACAUUGCUAUGAUGGGGUCAUAAAUGAAACUGAAGCUUUGAAAUACAAGGAAUCAGAUGGACACCAUUGUAGCUCAGAGGAGGCAUUGGAAACAAUUGGAAAGGAAGAGUGUAAGAAUAUACCAAGAACAUCCAAUAGAGUUUCGUUGACCUGUAGGAUGGUUCCAAAAGUUCAUAAAAAUUUGUUUAGGUUUUGAAAUUAUACGAAAGUUCAACUCUCAUCUCCUUUUUCUUGGUACAUUAGAGGAUCCAAAUUCCCUGAGUCCGCAGUAAGUACGGCCUUCUAUAUUGAUUUCUGUAAAGUGCAUGCACUCAGAGUAAUUUGGAAUCUGAUAUGUUAUCUAUUAAUUAAAGAAUAGUUUGAUUAUUAUA